GUGGGGAUUGUGCGAUCGGAUCGCAUUUGUGGAUCCAGGAGGCCCCCGGAAAACAUACUUUUCGUUCUCGAUUUCUCACAGCCCAGUGCAUUGGAAAGCCGGAUUGCUGGAUUUUCCAGUCCAACAUCAACGAGAAUGUCCGCAGCUUUUUCUUGCAGGCUGAUGGCUCAGCAUGGCUCAGCUCAUUCUGCGACGCCCAUGGUUCUUGGCAGCUUUGGGACUUCCAUUCGUCAGAGGUGAUGGAGAACUUUUCCUUAGUUCAACCUCGCCGGAACCAGUGUUGGCGCCUGCGGGCAUUGGGCCUGGUAACGUUACAGUGGAUUGCAACCCCUAUGAUGGCACGCGCUAUUUGACCUUCGGAAACGGCAAUGGCAUCACCCGUGACCAGUGCACUGCUAGCUGGGAUCUUCAUGAGAUUCAGCUUUGGGAUGAGAGGGGUGAACGGAUCACCGAUUUGACAGCUUCGACAGCCACUGGUGAUGGUGGAAGUGGUUACACUCCGGACCUCGCUAUUGAUGGCAACAGUGCUACAUUCUUCGCAGGCGACCACGACAUUGGCAUGAGCUGCCAUUGCUGGGAAUCUAGCAAAAAGGACGCCCAGAGCAUCACGAUAGAUAUGGGUUCCACGAAGAAAGUCUCCAAAAUCAUGUUGUUGCAGGGUGGAGCUGGCAACGAAUGGGCCGUUUCAAAGAUCCGCAUCCACUGUAGCAGUGGCAGCAGCCUACAGAACUAUCCCCUGCCGCUCGAUAUCUCCUUUGGCCAGACAGAUAUUGAAUGCAAUGCCGGUGGCUGUGUUGUCGCUGGCAACUUGGCACAUCCUGGUUGCGGGUUCAUUUUCCAUGCCGUUGCAGCAACACCUGAGAGGCGCUUCUCUCAGAUCUGGGACGGCAGUAGGCGACUGACAGGGAUUGGUGGGGAUUGUGCGAUCGGAUCGCAUUUGUGGAUCCAGGAGGCCCCCGGAAAACAUACUUUUCGUUCUCGAUUUCUCACAGCCCAGUGCAUUGGAAAGCCGGAUUGCUGGAUUUUCCAGUCCAACAUCAACGAGAAUGUCCGCAGCUUUUUCUUGCAGGCUGAUGGCUCAGCAUGGCUCAGCUCAUUCUGCGACGCCCAUGGUUCUUGGCAGCUUUGGGACUUCCAUUCGUCAGAGGUGAUGGAGAACUUUUCCUUAGCCUCCUGGCACAAAGUUGGCAGACCAGUGGGAAAUGGCUUUAAUUUUGGUUCAACCUCGCCGGAACCAGUGUUGGCGCCUGCGGGCAUUGGGCCUGGUAACGUUACAGUGGAUUGCAACCCCUAUGAUGGCACGCGCUAUUUGACCUUCGGAAACGGCAAUGGCAUCACCCGUGACCAGUGCACUGCUAGCUGGGAUCUUCAUGAGAUUCAGCUUUGGGAUGAGAGGGGUGAACGGAUCACCUCUUUGUUAGCUUCGACAGCCACUGGCAGCAGUGGAAGUCACGCCGCUCCGAACAAAGCAAUUGAUGGCGACAGCGCUUCAUACUUUGCAGGCGACCACGACGUUGGCAUGAGCUGCCAUUGCUGGGAAUCUAGCAAAAAGGACGCCCAGACCAUCACGUUAGAUAUGGGUUCCACGAAGAAAGUCUCCAAAAUCAUGUUGUUGCAGGGUGGAGCUGGCAACGAAUGGGCCGUUUCAAAGAUCCGCAUCCACUGUAGCAGUGGCAGCAGCCUACAGAACUAUCCCCUGCCGCUCGAUAUCUCCUUUGGCCAGACAGAUAUUGAAUGCAAUGCCGGUGGUUGUGCUGUCACUGGCAUGGACCCGGCCUACUAUCACACAUGUGAUUCAGCAAUCUCGAUUGCGUCUUCGCUCUACCUGAUCUCCAUGAUUCUGCUGGGUUGCUCGCCAGCAGCCUUUUGUCAAGAGACUUGGGUAGAUGGGGUCUUCUCCUCUUAG
Cladocopium goreaui is the source of this 1906-nucleotide messenger RNA. NCBI's taxonomy places the organism in Eukaryota, Dinophyceae, Suessiales, Symbiodiniaceae. The record is from the annotation of a GenBank genome assembly.